Molecule: messenger RNA, 7557 nt
Organism: Hemicordylus capensis (graceful crag lizard)
Lineage: Eukaryota; Metazoa; Chordata; Lepidosauria; Squamata; Cordylidae
Gene: ASCC3
Product: activating signal cointegrator 1 complex subunit 3
Exons: 42
Coding region: 261-6887 (2208 amino acids)
Molecular function (GO): ATP binding; nucleic acid binding; ATP hydrolysis activity
Source: RefSeq, a predicted model, not a curated record
GCUCCAAAGCAGGAAAGACUUGUUUAUUCAGCACUUGCUGAACUCAAGGACCUGAGGAUUCCACAGAGAAGCAGCCCCGCAAGCAGGCAGCCAGUGGAAGAAGGGAAACACAAGAGAGGAAACUGCAAAUGGCUUGCUGGAAAGAGUAAGCCAAAGGCUUCCAAGUGGGAGAAAGCAAGCGUGCAUGGUGGCAACAGAGGAGUUAGCAGGUUGGAGAGGAAUUUAAUGUCUCAUCAUAUGGAUCACUGAAUGGGUAAUAAAUGGCCCUUCCUCGCCUAACAGGAGCCUUGCGCUCCUUUUCAAAUGUCACUAAACAGGAUGAUUAUAGUGAAGAAUCGGCUGACUUAACGAAUAAAAGAUCAAAAUUACAAGAGCAGUUGUCAAACUCUGGCCUUAUCUGGAAGAAAAUAGUUAAAUUUAUUGAGGAAAAUUCAACGAAAGAAAACCAGAGCACACUACAUGAAGAUUUAAGGACAAUACUGCAAGCUGCUAAACAGAUAGUGGGAUCUGAGAAUGGACAAGAAGCUAUUGAGAGUGGUGCUGUUUUCCUUUUUAAGACCUUCUACAUGAAGGAAUGUGUUGGUCAUGAUGAGACAAAAGCCAUCAAGCAGAUGUUUGGGCCUUUUCCGUCAUCGUCUGCUACUUCAGCCUGCAGUGCCACAUAUAGGAUUGCUUCUCACUUUACUGAAGGACAGCUCACUGUCCUUUUGCAGAUGGCAGAUGAGCAAACUGGUAACAAAAGACUAUGUUUUGGUAAAAAUAUAGUAUUUUCAUUUGAUAUGCAUGAUUUGGAUCACUUUGAAGAACUGCCAGUAAAUGGUGAAAUUGAUGAACAAAAAGUCAUAAGUUUGGAUUACAAUAAAUUUCUUAAUAACCAUCUGGAUCAUUUCACAAACUGCUAUGAUGAAGGCUCUGGCAUGAAGUCAUUGGAGAAAGUGGAUGAUUCUUUUCUGUGGUGUGAGAUUGGGAAGUAUUUGAAUGAAUCGCUAAAGGGAACAACUGGAGGCCCAACAAUGGAGCACCUUUGCUGCACUGUGUACGAGAUGCUUGCUUCACCUAAAAGUGGUGAUGAGCUUCAGAAUGAGUUGUUUGAGCUGUUGGGACCAGAGGGGCUUGAACUCAUAGAGAAGCUUCUUCAAAACAGAUCUACAAUUGUGGAGAGAUCAUUUUCGGGGCCAAAUGAUAAGCUGCAAUAUCUGCAAGAACAGUGCAAGAAGUUCACAGGAGAAAACACAAAACCCAAUUAUGGUUGCCAAGUCACAAUACAGUCUGAACAGGAGAAGCAGUUAAUGAAACAAUAUCGUCGUGAAGAGAAACGAAAUGCCAGGCGGGAAAAACGAACAGGCGAAGAUGGUGAGGCUUUUGUAGAUGGUCUAAUGUGCUUUGAUCCCAAGGAGCUCCGGAUGCAAAGAGAACAGGCACUUCUGAAUGCUCGGACAAUGCCAGUCCUAGGCAGACAAAGAGAGACUGAAUUUGAAAAAGUUCAUUACCCACAUGUUUAUGAUUCACAAGCUGAAGCACGAAAAACCUCAGCAUUUAUUGGGGGAUCAAAGAUGCUUCUGCCAGAAGCUAUUGAAAGAGAAAAUAAUAAAAUGUAUGAAGAAGUCAAGAUCCCUCAUAGUGAACCAAUGCCUAUUGGUAUCGAGGAAAAACCAGUUUAUAUUAAGGAUUUAGAUGAGAUUGGACAAAUUGCCUUUAAAGGAAUGAAAAGGUUAAAUCGAAUCCAGUCAAUAGUUUUUGAAACUGCCUACAACACAAAUGAGAAUAUGCUAAUCUGCGCACCCACUGGGGCUGGAAAGACUAACAUUGCUAUGCUAACUGUCUUACAUGAAGUUCGUCAGCAUGUUCAGCAAGGAGUUAUCAAAAAGGAUGAGUUUAAGAUUGUUUAUGUUGCUCCUAUGAAGGCAUUGGCAGCUGAAAUGACAAAUUACUUCAGCAAGCGGCUGGAGCCACUAGGCAUCACAGUGAAAGAGCUGACUGGCGAUAUGCAGUUGUCGAAAAGUGAAAUUCUACGAACGCAGAUGCUUGUGACUACUCCAGAAAAGUGGGAUGUAGUGACCAGGAAGAGUGUUGGAGAUGUAGCCCUCUCCCAACUUGUGAAGCUUCUUAUCCUUGAUGAAGUACACCUGCUGCAUGAAGACAGAGGACCUGUGCUAGAAAGUUUAGUGGCUCGUACCUUGCGCCAGGUUGAGUCUACACAGAGCAUGAUUAGGAUCUUGGGACUUUCAGCUACACUACCCAAUUACCUUGAUGUUGCUACAUUUCUUCAUGUUAAUCCCUAUAUUGGACUAUUUUACUUUGAUGGCCAUUUUCGACCUGUUCCACUUGGGCAGACGUUUAUAGGGAUCAAGACAGUCAAUAAGGUGCAGCAGCUGAAUAAUAUGGAUGAAGUGUGUUAUGAAAAUGUCUUGAAGCAAGUAACAGCUGGACAUCAGGUGAUGGUGUUUGUCCAUGCUCGAAAUGCCACUGUCCGGACUGCUAUGGCUCUUCGUGAAAAAGCUAAAAAUAAUGGUCAUAUUUGCUAUUUUUUGCCAUCUCAAGGCCCUGAUUAUGGACAAUCUGAAAAACAAGUGCAAAAGUCCAGAAACAAGCAGUUACGUGAAAUGUUUCCAGAUGGAUUCAGUAUUCAUCAUGCAGGAAUGCUCCGGCAAGACAGAAAUUUGGUGGAGAAUUUGUUUUCUCGUGGAUAUAUCAAGGUCUUGGUUUGUACAGCUACCUUAGCCUGGGGUGUCAAUCUUCCAGCUCAUGCUGUCAUCAUUAAGGGAACACAGAUCUAUGCUGCAAAAAGAGGCUCCUUUGUUGACCUUGGCAUUUUAGAUGUCAUGCAGAUAUUUGGACGAGCUGGACGGCCUCAGUUUGACAAAUUUGGAGAAGGUGUCAUUAUUACAACACAUGACAAGCUCAGCCAUUAUCUGACACUGCUUACUCAGCAGAACCCAAUUGAGAGCCAGUUCCUUGAAAGCCUUGCAGACAACUUGAAUGCAGAGAUUGCUCUUGGAACAAUAACAAAUGUCGAGGAAGCAGUAAAGUGGAUAAGUUAUACUUACCUUUAUGUACGGAUGAGAGCAAACCCAUUAGUAUAUGGCAUCAGUCACAAGGCUUAUCAGAUGGAUCCAACUUUAGAGAAGCACAGAGAGCAGCUAGUGAUUGAAGCUGGCCGAAAGUUGGAUAAAGCCCGGAUGAUUCGUUUUGAAGAAAGAACUGGAUUUUUUUCCUCAACAGAUUUAGGCAGAAUUGCCAGCCACUAUUACAUUAAAUGUAAUACUAUUGAGACUUUCAAUGAACUAUUUGACGCUCACAACACAGAAGGUGAUAUUCUUGCUGUAGUGUCUAAAGCAGAGGAAUUUGAACAGAUCAAGGUGAGAGAAGAAGAAAUAGAGGAGCUGGAAGUCUUGCUGAGCGAUUUCUGUGAACUUCCUGCUCCUGGUGGAGUGGAGAACAGUUAUGGGAAAAUAAAUAUUCUCCUGCAAACUUAUGUUAGCCGAGGAGAAAUUGAUAGUUUUUCCCUUAUUUCAGACUCUGCUUAUGUUGCACAGAACGCAGCACGUAUUGUUCGAGCCCUUUUUGAAAUAGCCCUUCGUAAACGCUGGCCUGCAAUGACGUACCGGCUGCUGAACCUCAGCAAAGUGAUCGACAAGCGAUUGUGGGGCUGGGUCAGUCCUUUGCGACAGUUCUCAGUCCUUCCUCCAUCAGUCCUUACUAAACUGGAACAAAAAAAUCUUACAGUUGAUAAGCUGAAGGACAUGAGGAAAGAUGAAAUAGGUCACAUGCUCCAUCAUGUGAAUAUUGGAUUAAAGGUCAAACAGUGCGUCCAACAAAUUCCCUCUAUUACAAUGGAAGCAACCAUUCAACCAAUUACACGUACUGUGCUCAGAGUUAGGUUGAACAUCACUUCAGAUUUCAAGUGGAAUGACCAGGUGCAUGGCACAGGUGGAGAGCCUUGGUGGAUCUGGGUGGAAGACCCAACUAAUGAUCACAUUUACCAUUCAGAAUAUUUUAUUAUUCAAAAAAAGCAGAUCAUUGCAAAAGAAACUCAACUCCUGGUAUUCACAAUACCAAUAUUUGAACCUCUACCAUCUCAGUAUUACAUCCGGGCUGUGUCUGAUAGAUGGUUAGGAGCUGAGGCUGUAUGUGUUAUCAAUUUUCAGCAUCUGAUUCUACCAGAGAGACAUCCACCUCAUACAGAACUACUGGAUCUCCAGCCUUUACCUAUCAAAGCUUUGGGACAUCCUGCUUACGAAGCCCUGUACAAAUUCACUCAUUUCAACCCGAUUCAGACCCAGAUAUUCCAUACAUUGUAUCACACAGAUUGUAAUGUUCUUCUUGGAGCUCCUACUGGAUCUGGAAAGACGGUUGCAGCAGAAUUGGCUAUCUUCAGAGUUUUUAACAACUAUCCCACAGCAAAGGCAGUUUAUAUUGCUCCGCUAAAGGCACUGGUGCGGGAAAGAAUAGAAGACUGGAAAAUUAGAAUUGAAGAAAAGCUUGGCAAAAAGGUCGUGGAGUUGACAGGGGAUGUGACUCCUGAUAUGAGGUCCAUUGCCCAAGCUGACCUUAUUGUUACUACACCAGAGAAGUGGGAUGGGGUUAGCAGAAGCUGGCAGAACAGAAGCUAUGUUCAAAAAGUUUCUAUUCUCAUCAUAGAUGAAAUCCACCUUCUAGGGGAUGAGAGAGGCCCUGUACUGGAAGUUAUUGUGUCUCGUACCAACUUCAUCUCAUCUCACACCGAAAAGUCUGUCAGAGUGGUUGGUCUAUCCACUGCAUUAGCUAAUGCGAGAGAUCUUGCUGAUUGGCUGAAUAUCAAUCAGAUGGGACUUUUCAACUUCAGGCCAUCAGUACGUCCAGUCCCAUUGGAAGUACACAUUCAGGGCUUCCCUGGCCAGCACUACUGUCCUCGUAUGGCUAGCAUGAACAAGCCGGCAUUUCAGGCUAUUAGGAGCCAUUCCCCAGCCAAACCAGUCCUUAUAUUUGUAUCCUCCAGACGUCAAACUAGAUUCACGGCUCUGGAACUGAUUGCGUUUUUGGCAACUGAGGAUGAUCCAAAACAAUGGCUGAACAUGGAUGAAAGAGAGAUGGAUGACAUCAUAGCAACAAUAAGGGAGUCUAACCUCAAACUGACACUUGCCUUUGGAAUAGGCAUCCACCAUGCUGGUCUGCAUGAACGAGACAGAAAAACUGUUGAAGAGUUAUUUGUGAAUUGCAAAAUCCAAGUUCUUAUUGCCACAAGUACAUUAGCCUGGGGUGUCAAUUUUCCAGCACAUUUAGUCAUUGUUAAAGGGACAGAAUUUUAUGAUGGAAAGACAAGGCGUUAUGUGGACUACCCAAUUACAGAUGUUCUUCAGAUGAUGGGACGUGCUGGUAGACCUCAAUUUGAUGACCAAGGCAAAGCAGUUAUUCUGGUUCAUGACAUCAAGAAAGAUUUCUACAAAAAAUUUCUUUACGAGCCUUUUCCAGUAGAAUCAAGUUUGCUGGAAGUUCUGUCUGAUCAUUUAAAUGCUGAAAUUGCAGCUGGAACGAUAACUUCAAAGCAGGAUGCCAUGGAUUAUAUCACCUGGACUUACUUCUUCCGUCGCCUUAUCAUGAAUCCUAGCUACUAUAAUUUAGAUGAUGUGAGCCAUGAUAACAUGAACAAGUUCCUUUCAAACCUUGUUGAGAAAUCACUCAUUGAUCUGGAGUACUCGUACUGCAUCAAAAUAGGGGAGGACGACCGUAGUAUUGAACCUCUGACUCAUGGCCGCAUUGCUUCAUAUUACUAUUUGAAGCAUCCAACGGUCAGGAUGUUCAAAGAUCGUUUAAAACCUGAAAGUAGUGUUGAAGAACUGCUUUCAAUUCUGACAGAUGCAGAAGAAUAUGCAGAACUCCCAGUGAGGCACAAUGAAGAUCAGAUGAACAGUGAACUAGCCAGAUGUGUCCCCAUUGAAGUAAAUCCUCAUUCUUUUGACAGUUCACACACAAAAACACAUCUUCUGAUACAAGCCCAUUUUUCUCGUACCAUGCUACCGUGCCCAGAUUAUGUCACUGAUACCAAGACCGUGUUGGACCAGUCCGUGAGAAUCUGUCAGGCAAUGCUGGAUGUUUCAGCAAACCAAGGCUGGUUGGUGACUGCUCUAAAUAUAACCAGUCUGAUACAAAUGUUGAUUCAGGGGCGAUGGAAACAUGAAUCCUCUUUACUUACUUUACCAAAUGUCGAGAACCACCAUCUUCACCUUUUCAGAAAAUGGAACCAAAGGAAAUGGAAGGGCAGUUACCAAGGGCCCAUUGAAUGUCUUCCUGAACUGAUAGCUGCAUGUGAUGGAAAAGAGAAUAUUUUUGCUUCUAUUGUAGACCACGAGUUGCAUGCUGCACAUAUUACACAGGCUUGGCAUUUCUUGUCCCAUUUGCCAGUUAUAGAAGUUAAUAUGAUUAUCAAAGGCUGCUGGGAUGAUGCAAUUCAAGAACAGAAAGAAUUGUCUGUUCCAGUGUUGGCAACAGGCAUGCGGGAUGACAAAAAGUGGAUCAAGUUACAUGCAGAUCAAGAAUACGUCCUCCAAGUAAACUUGCGAAGAUUGCAUGUUAGUUAUACCAAGGCAAAGCAGGACAGCAAAGCACUUUCACCUCGAUUCCCCAAGAUGAAAGAUGAAGGGUGGUUCUUGAUCCUGGGAGAAGUGGACAAAAGAGAACUUAUUGCUCUGAAAAGAAUUGGAUAUGUCCGAAAUCAGAGUGCAGUGUCUGUUGCUUUUUACACUCCAGAAGCUCCUGGAAAGUAUAUCUACACAUUGUAUCUUAUGAGUGACAGUUACCUGGGAAUGGACCAACAAUAUGACAUUUAUCUGAACAUCCUGCCAGCUACCACCUCAACACAGGCCAAUAUAGAGCUCUCUGAUGCCUUAAAUGACCUGACUCUGAAAUAACAUGACCUGUGUGCCCUCUUGUGCCAGGAUGUUCCUGGGAAAGGAAAACUGUGUUUGCCUUAGUACAAUCAGCAUCCAACCUAGAUGCCCAGGAAAUUGAAAUGACUGCUGUAUUGAUUCUGAUAACAAAGUUAGCCUCAGUGGCCUUUUUAUCUGAUAAAGGCUUGCAUUUUAAAAAAUUCAUGAUUUAGGUUCUUUGUAAACUGACUGGUUUCCUAUUAAUGUAUAUGCCAUGGUUGUUUUGACAGAUCAGACUAUGAUAGAAAUUGGUAUUUUAAUUUACAGAAAUGAAGUUGCCAUUAGCAUUUAUGAUAUAAUUAUUUUUAGCCACUAUAUUCCAAAAGCAUCAUUUCCAUAUGAGUAAAAGUGAACUCUUCAUGCAUAGCUGAAGAGUUCUUGUCUGAAAAGCCAAUGUGGUUCAGAAGAAGUCUCCAGCUGCGUGGAUGGUUUCUUUACUUGUGCAUAAAGAUGUUUCUUGAGUAGAGCCACUGUGUGUACAGUUAGUUAUAUGAUCUUUUCUCCCUUUAAUUUAUGAGAAUUUAACUAUAGGGAAAAUUGGUGCUUAGCUACAUUGUAAGGUUUUGUAUUUAAGACAAAUGCCUGUGACAAAUAUAAGGAUUUUUCUGUGUAAAAUGUAUUGGACAUAGUAAUAAAUCUGCACUUAAGCAUA